Messenger RNA from Uncinocarpus reesii 1704, 1395 nucleotides. Its product is annotated as peroxisomal biogenesis factor 2. The transcript has 3 exons. Gene Ontology annotation, biological process: protein import into peroxisome matrix. The coding region runs from base 1 to 1395 and encodes 464 amino acids. Gene Ontology annotation, molecular function: zinc ion binding. Gene Ontology annotation, cellular component: peroxisomal membrane. The record is from RefSeq and is a predicted model, not a curated record. Lineage: Eukaryota; Fungi; Ascomycota; Eurotiomycetes; Onygenales; Onygenaceae.
AUGACUUCGGCGAAUUUUGCUGCAGCACAAGCUCGUGUCUUGGAGCGCCGACAACAGCGCGAAGCUGAAGCGCGGAAUGCCCGAAUCGACCCAUCCUCUCGACUUCCCCCAGCGAUCAGAAACCUUCCUUACCCGCUGAAUAGAGCUACCGAUAGUGGGUUUGCACUAUGGGAUACGGUCAAGGGCCGAGAGGGAACACGCCCGGCAUUUAGGGUUGGGCAGGUUGACGCUGAGUUGUUGGACGAGGAGCUCCUAGGACUCCUGAAAGGCCAGGUUGGGGAAGGAUUGAAAUACCUUGGGCGGCACAUGCGAGAGGAUUGGUCGCACGAAAUCGAUUUCGCCCUUCGUGCUAUUCUAUUUAAGCUGUCGAUAUGGGAUCAUAAUGCCUCAUAUGGCGCAGCACUACAGAACCUCAAGUACACAGAUAGUCGAAGUAAGGGCCCGGUAUACAGACAGCCAGCCAAGUGGCAGAAAGUCUUGUACGGGAUUUUGACCGUUGGAGGACGCUAUGCAUGGGACAAAUGGGACGCUUGGAUAAUAGAUCAAGAGGGAGGGUAUGAUGAACCGUCUCCAAGUGUCAAAUCACUUGCCAAACUAACAAAUUUUGCCUCAACUGUUCACUCGAUGGCCGCUUUUGUGUCGUUUCUUGUCUUCCUUGUUAAUGGCAAAUAUCGAACGCUGGUCGACCGUAUUUUGCGAAUGCGAUUAACUCCCCCGUCAAUGCAGGUCAGCCGUGAGGUAUCAUUCGAAUACCUUAACAGGCAACUCGUUUGGCAUGCCUUUACUGAAUUCCUUUUGUUUCUUUUACCACUUGUUGGUAUUGGCCGCUGGCGCCGUUGGCUUUCGAGAGCUUGGAAAAAGACAGUGUCCUCGCUUCGCGCAAAGGACGAAGGCGAUGAAGAGGCGAGAAAUCAAGGUCCAUUAGGGUUCUUGCCAGAAAGGACAUGUGCCAUCUGCUAUCAAGAACAGAAUCCUACAGCAUCAUCAGAGUCCGAUGUAAUGGCUAUAGGCGGCGCGUCCGGCGGGAUCAUCGGAUCAGCUCAAACGGAUAUCACAAAUCCUUACGAAGCCAUGCCCUGCGGGUGCAUCUAUUGCUUCGUUUGUAUUACGCAGAAGCUUGAAGCGGAGGAAGGCGAAGGUUGGAUGUGCCUCCGUUGCGGAGGAGUUGCUAAGCAGUGCAAGGCUUGGAAUGGCGACGUUCUCGACGAAGCCCGACCACAGUUAAGUGGUGGAAAGAAUGUUGGGUUUGUUACAGAGGACCAGGCAGCAUCGGAUACCCACCAUACAGACGACUCGACGACCGAAGAUAGUAUGCAUGAAUCUAACCUAUGGGCAACGGUGGGAAAGGACGAAACAGAUGACACCAGCAUUGAUUUAACGGAGCAUGAGAAGUGA